CUGUGCGCUAGGCUCGUGGGUCUGCGGCCGCAGCGCUUGGCACCGGAGCUCGAGGGGCGGGGGUUGGGGGCGGGCCGGCUGCCGCCAUGGCCGGGAGUCAGGACAUGUUCGACGCCGUCGUGAUGGCGGAUGAUAGGUUUCACGGGGAAGGUUAUCAGGAAGGCUACGAAGAAGGAAGUAGUUUGGGUAUGAUUGAAGGAAGACGGCAUGGCACGUUACAUGGAGCUAAAAUCGGAUCUGAGAUCGGGUGCUACCAAGGUUUUGCUCUUGCCUGGAGAUGUCUCCUGCACGGCUGCACCACUGAGAAAGACAGCAAAAAGAUGAAGGUCUUAGAAUCGCUGCUUGGAAUGAUUCAGAAAUUCCCUUAUGAUGACCCUACUUAUGAUAAACUUCAUGAAGACCUAGAUAGAAUUAGAGGGAAAUUUAAGCAGCUUUGUUCAUUACUAAACGUCCAGCCCAACUUUAAAAUUAGUGCAGAAGGUUCCGGACUUUCAUUUUGAGGAUGACAGAUGCACAAAGACGAAACAUCAGGGAACAGAUGUUCGUAUGUUAAGUGUUUAAAAAUGUGAUUAAAGGCAAAACAAUGAUGGGGGAUUCAUUGUUUUGCAGGGAGGGUUCCAGCUUGGCCGCUGAAAAGGCUUCCUUCCCCCGAGGUCUGCCGGGUGGCCUCCGUUCCCCCCACGGGGCCCCUCCACAUAGGCCCGUCCUUUGUUGGGCCCUGUCUGCUCUGCAGCGUGAACGCAGCCCUGGCAGAGCCCUAACCGGGCUGCUCUUCUCUGGUCCAGCCAGGGUCCAGGCCCCUGGCUCACAGGUUCUCGUCACCUGGCAGGCCUGGCUGGAUCUAGACUUGGGUUGGCUCUGGAUAGGAUAAACCUCCCCUUUACUCCCCGGGCUUUGGUCAGCGCUCAGAGGGACAGUUUUUAAAAAAAUGAGAGCCACAGGGUUGACAUGAAGCAGGUUAAUGGGAAGGAGUGAUGGGUACUGGGACAUUUAUUGACCCCUGAGAUGGGCCAGUGCUGUGACCUGCUUCUCAUGUUUUAUUUAGUCCCUUCAGGAGCCCAUGAGGCAGGCGUUAUUCCCAUUUUAUAGACUAGGAAACAGGCCCAAGAGACUGCCUGGUCCAAGGGCAGUGGGCGGCAGAGCUGGGACUUCAGCCCUGUCUCCUGGUGCCCGCUCUGGAAUGCACAGUCGCACCCACAGUCUCGGGGGUCCCUGCCCGCAGGUCCCCGCUGUGCCCCGUGGAGCCCUGGGGCUUCUCAUGUGGCCAUGGACGUGGGCGUCUGGCUGAGAGGAGCAGAGGCCAGCCCUGUCCCCAGGAAGCUGGGACGUGCUCUUCCUGUGUCCCCGGGUGGGUGGGGCUCUGCAGCCUCAAAAAUAGUCAAGGGGAGGAGCCUUUAAGGCCACCGUUCUGUGUGCAGAAACUUUGGAGCCUUACUGCAGCCUUCCUUCUAGUGUGAGUUCUUCUGUUUUCUGCCCGGACUUAAAAGGCACCAUCUGUACGCGGUGCACGGCCUCAGGUGCAUCUCGGUCACAGACACCAGCAGCGCGUAUCUCGGGCUGGUGGGAUGGAGGGGCUUUUGUUGUCGUUUUUCUGGGUGGAUUUUUUUUUUUUUGCGGUACGCGGGCCUCUCACGCUGUGACCUCUCCCGUCGCGGAGCACAGGCUCCGGACACGCAGGCUCAGCAGCCAUGGCUCGCGGGCCCAGCCGCUCCGCGGCACGUGGGAUCUUCCCAGACCAGGGCACGAACCCGCGUCCCCUGCAUUGGCAGGCAGACUCCCAACCACUGCACCACCAGGGAAGCCCUGGGACCAUUUUUGAUGCGACAUCUAGCGAAUUCAUUCCUUUCUCCGUGAUAUCUGGGGUUGAGGUACCAGGGUCGCACCGAACAGCCUUCUGUUGUGUUUGUGUCUGCAUGUUUCAUUAACACGCAUGGAGGCAGCUACCACGACAGGACGGCGCCCCGUGAUGUUCAGGAAAGGGUCGGGUCCUGCUGCCCCUGGCCAGCCACCGCGUGCAUUUAUCACUGACCUCUCCUGCCCCAAACCUCACUCCCCCCGACCCCUUCCAUCUCUCUCCACUCAGCCUCUCCCAUGCCAGGUGUCAGCCAGAGCAGCCGGCAGCCACUUCCUUUCCCCCGUCCCGCGGGGCCGAGCUGCCUCAUCCGUCAUCUUCAGGGGCCCUGGACACCGGACUUGACCUGUGCCAGCCUGGCUCCUUCUUGGAGGAUGAGACCCAGUUUCCAGGACCCCUUGGUCACCCAAAGACAGGUGUUCUGGAUUACAGUACAGACAGAGCCCCUGUUCGCGCCACAACCACUCUGUUCCUGUGACGCCACCUCCAGCGAUGGGGCCCGGGAGCUUGCUCUUCUGGCUGAUGAGACGGUGGAGGACACCCAAGGGCUUCUGGGAAAGGUCACAUCACUCUUGAGAGAGAUGGUAUCUCUUUUGGAAGUUGUCCUGUGGGGAUGCGACACCUGGAAUUAUGACAGGCAGCUUGCAAGCAGCUGUGGAUGAAGCCAGCCCCGGGCAUGGCAGAGCCCAGCCAGCGAGGACCCAGCCCGAGGACACUGCCGAGCAGCUGUGCUGACUGACCCCGAGAGGCGCUGUGCUUGCCAGCCUCGGGUAUAGGAGCUGAUGAAUGCCCUAGUUCAAGGCCACUUCGGUAGGGCUUCCAUUGUUUGCAGGCAAAGGUAUCCUGCUUGCCCUGUCCCCCAGCCCAGCCCAUCCCAUCCCUUCCUGUCCACCUACACCUGGUCCUGGUGGAUAUUAACCUUGUUGGAUCUCCCCCUUUCCGGGGCUCGUAGAUUUCCCACCGCUCUGGCCUGCUUGCUCUUCCCUGUCGGAAACUCCCAGCAUACUUUGUGCCACAUUAUUAGUCAGCUGGGGCUGCCAUAGCGAAUGCCGCACAGUGGGUGCCUUAAACAACAGGCAUUCACUGUCUCCCAGUCCUGGAGGCUGGAAUCUGAGAUCCCGGUGUGGGCAGGGCCGGUUCCUCCUGAGGCCUCUCCUUGAUGUGUAGACGGCUAUCUUCUCCCUGUGUCCUCACACAGUCGUCCCUGUGUGUGUGUUGGUGUUGCUUUAAGGACUCCAGCCCUGUUGGAUUGGGGCCCACCUUGAUGACCUCCUUAAAGGCCCCAUCUCCAAAUAUAGUCACAUUCUAGGUUCUGAGGGGCAAGACUCCAACAUGAAUUUUUGUGGGGACAUAAUUCAGCCAUAGGGUGAAUACAGGGUGGCCUGUAAUAGCCACCCUGUCUGGCUGCCUGGACAGACUUAACUUGGGAGAGAAGAAGACCAUUUCACUUAAAAGUUGAAGUUACUUUGGGACUUCCCUCGUGGCGCAGUGGUUAAGAAUCUGCCUGCCAAUGCAGGGGACACGGGUUCCAGCCCUGGUCUGGGAAGAUCCCACAUGCCGCGGAGCAACGAAGCCGUGCGCCACAACUACUGAAGCCCGUGCACCUAGAGCCCGUGCUCCGCAACAAGAGAAGCCACCGCAAAGAGAAGCCUGUGCACCGCAACGAAGACCCAACGCAGCCAAAAAUAAAUAGGUAAAUAAAUAAAUUUUAUUUAAAAAAAAA
Globicephala melas (long-finned pilot whale) is the source of this 3575-nucleotide messenger RNA. It is a transcript of the gene LTO1, whose product is annotated as LTO1 maturation factor of ABCE1. Lineage: Eukaryota; Metazoa; Chordata; Mammalia; Artiodactyla; Delphinidae. The record is from RefSeq and is a predicted model, not a curated record.